UUAACGCUUGCGCUCUUUUGUUUUUGUUUACUUCCGGGGCGGAUCUAGCAGACGGAAAAGUUAGGAUUUACCUGAAAAAUGUUGCUUAUAUUUGAUGACAAGCACAAGGAACACCUUUCCUUUUUAACAGACACAGAGACUGAUGUUGUGCGUGAAUUUUGCAAGAUAAGCAUGGAGUUUAUAAGGAAAGGUUCGAAUAGAAAAAUCUACCAAGGAGCUGCUCAAAAACUCAAAGUUGAUGUUGAAACAGUACAACACGGAGUGGAGGGGUUAAUGUAUCUGUUAACAGAGUGUUCCAAACUAAUGUUGAAUGAGAUAGAUUUCCAGGACUCUAUCCUGACUCUGGGUUUCUCUGAGGACAUGAGGCAGACUCUACUGGAACUGUACCUACAAAACCGACGCGAGAUCCGUGCCAUCAUGUCAGAAAUGGCAAUGGACCUACCUCACUACCAGAACCUAGAGUGGAGGUUUGAUGUUCAGCUUGCAAGUCGCUCUCUCAGACGACAAACUACACCCGUGGUGACAUUUAAACUUCACAUAGAUGAUGCGGGGGAACGCGAGACAAAGGUGUUACAGACAGACCCAGUCAACCUAGUUCAUCUCACGAAGGUGCUGGACGAGGCUCUACAGGAGAUGAAGUCACCAUACUGUCGAAGAAUUGCGCGAAAUAUCAAGUGAACAUUGUGAAAAAUACUUUUAAAGUUAUAUUUUCAUGAGGCUACAAUGAAUGACAAUAAGCUGGAGAAUUCAGUAUGAAGAACAGAAUUUACCAUGACAAUACUAAUAAGAUUGUACUGUGGAUAGACCAUACAGGAAAAAAAUCUUUUAAUAAUGAUACAAUAUGUAUUUUUGCCCUAACUGUAGGGAAGCAUGAAUAUUCUUGGUUUGUCAGAGGUUGAUCAUGUUUCACAAGGACGAAGCCGGAGUGAAACAUGAUUAAUCAAGGAGAAACAAAGAAUCGUGAUUCCCUUCUGCAGGGGAAAUGAAUAUUUCUAUUAUGCAGAGAAAAAAAAACAUUCAAAAAAAAUAACACCAUAUGAUCAGGUUGAUGUGCCAUUGUUGUGAACAUGAACAUAAUAUUGUAUUGCCCUGUCACGUGACGAGUAUCAUCCAAUCAUACAUGCGGUUAUAAAGUUGAGGUAAAAUAAUGUAUUUUGUAUAGUAUGGCUUUUUGGAUGGUAAACUGGAAUCAUCAUGUCCACCUGUCCAUCUAUAGGGGUAAUCUGGUCCAGACAAUUAAGUUAUCAUCACACAUGAAUAAAACUGGUCCCUG
Messenger RNA from Mizuhopecten yessoensis (Yesso scallop), 1273 nucleotides. RefSeq names its product COMM domain-containing protein 2-like. The record is from RefSeq and is a predicted model, not a curated record. The coding region runs from base 79 to 678 and encodes 199 amino acids. Lineage: Eukaryota; Metazoa; Mollusca; Bivalvia; Pectinida; Pectinidae. The transcript is spliced from 5 exons.